AUGGCUUCAAGUGAAACCCCUGCUACUGUUGUGGCUACGCCCACAGCGCAGCAAAGUGACAACAGCCCACAAAUGAUCACAAUCAAUGUACUUAAUCCCUCCUUGCCGUCUCCCGGCCGUGUAACACUGCGAGACGUGCCAUUAGAGACCACAGUCGGGCAAUUGCGAAGACAGAUCAGCAAGUCUCUGCCUAAUCAGGCACUUUCGACGACCCAGCGACUAAUCUACCUUGGGAGAGUGCUUGUUAACGACAACUCAACGCUGUCCGAGACCUUUGGGCCAGUCGAGCAAACGGAGUUUUCCAUUCAUCUGGUUUUACCACCUGCUCCGUCACCUGCGACGCAGAAUGCGCCUGGGUCUGCUGGUGUGUCAAGUGUGAACGGAUCUGGGCCUUUGCCCGCAUUUCUCGCGUCACACAUGGCAGCUGUCAACAACGCCAUGCGCCAGGCUGCUGACAGCAGCCACUCGCAGGUGCAGCAUGUUUCCAAUCAUACACAGUCGCUUGUGGCAGCUCAGACAUGGCCACAUGCGUCAAUUGUUCACGGUAAUCCAGCUUCUGGGCGUGAGAAUGAUGAGUACGACGUCCUGCGACGGGAGCUCGAGAAGGCAGAGAAUGAAGUGAAUCAUCACUUGAUUCCUUCACACGAGAGUCUGUACCAAUUGCGGAGAAGAAUAGAGCAGCAGCGGCAGCAUCGCCUGGCGGCAUCUCAGGCACAACCUGGUACUGUGGACACCUCUCACGACUUUGAUUCUUUACACCAGCGUGUUGAGGCUCUCUAUCAGCGAAUCGACAGCUUGCCUCCGAACCCAAGCCAGCGAGCAGACCAGCCGUUCCUCGAUUUACGUUCUCACCAGACAAUCUACCUACUCUCUGCGCCUGAUGGUCGCAAAAGCCUCAUCAUUCCACCCCUUCCUUCAGCAUCUCCGUUUGUGUCCCGUCCAACCCCUUCACUCCGGCAAAAUCUUCCAUUGACACUCUUCCCGUCAACGUCCUCGAAUGUCCUCCAUCCUCCAUCAGACACUCUGAACCAUGGACAGACCUCGGGCCAACCCCAACCCACCAGGACGAUCCAGCCCAAUCAAGCCGAUAAUGGGCACCCGCGUGGCCAGAAUCCGGCUGUCAUUCUUCAGAAUGCUCUCAAUCAGCGCGCUGCCAACGCCCAGCCUCGGCGCGAGAUCGAGAAUAUCCUUGCCGGAAAUUUUGUGUCUCGCAUCUGGCUCUUCAUGCGCCUUUACUUCUUCAUCUUCAUGAUCACCAAUCCCGGCUCAUGGACCCGCUACCUGCUGGUCACUGUAGCCGUCCUGGUAACUCUUGCCUCGGAGAGUUCCAUUCCUGAACGGCUUCACGGCGCGCUCAUUGCGCCUGUUCAACGCCACCUCGAGCGGCUUACCCAGAUGGGCGGCCCAGCUGAUCCAGCCAGACCGGCCGCAGGCGCCGGAGCAGAGAGAAAUGCCCGCAAUCCCGCAUGGGGCGAGCUAUGGGCAACCGUUCAGAGCUUGGAGCGAGCUGUUGUCCUGCUUCUCGCUAGCCUGGUCCCGGGUAUUGGCGAGAGACAGGUCGAAGCACGAAACGCGGCCGAGGCCGAAGCGCAACGGCAGCGCCAGGAAGAGCAGCAGCGGCUUCUUGAGCAACAGCGUGAGCAAGAGGAACAGCAACGGGCCACUGCAGCAGAAGCGGAAAACCAGAGCGUGUCUCAGUCUGAUGACGUGGCUCGGGGAGCGGAAACGGAGGAGACCGUUAACGAAGGCAGUCUUACGGAGCAACCACAGCCGGAGAAGCUCACUGCUACUGCUUCUUGA
This is a messenger RNA of Penicillium diatomitis, 1800 nucleotides long. RefSeq lists its product as uncharacterized. Gene Ontology annotation, biological process: endoplasmic reticulum unfolded protein response. The record is from RefSeq and is a predicted model, not a curated record. Lineage: Eukaryota; Fungi; Ascomycota; Eurotiomycetes; Eurotiales; Aspergillaceae. The transcript is spliced from 2 exons. Gene Ontology annotation, molecular function: protein binding. Bases 1 to 1800 code for a protein of 599 amino acids.